Molecule: messenger RNA, 1618 nt
Organism: Cucumis sativus (cucumber)
Lineage: Eukaryota; Viridiplantae; Streptophyta; Magnoliopsida; Cucurbitales; Cucurbitaceae
Product: tRNase Z TRZ1
Source: RefSeq, a predicted model, not a curated record
AAAAAGUUGGGUAGAAUCUGAAUGUCUAGAUGGGCGAAGAAAAACAAAAUUCAUAUUUAUGCAAAACCAAAAUGCUACUUCUCAAAAUUUCCCCCUAAGAACCCCACCUCUCUCUCCUUCGCUCUCAGUUUCUCUUGCGUCGUUCACCGCCCCAAAGCUGGUAGCGACUUCCUCCCUUUCUCUCUCUCCCUCUCUCCUUUCUCCAUCGUUGCUCUCUCUCUAAAUUGACCCCCCUGUACGGUACCACGCCGGCGUCUCUGGUUGUGCCGUACACCGUUUCCGCCACUGGAUGUUUGCUGUGCCAAUUUGUAUUCUUGAUUUUUAUGGCACAUCUGGGUGAAUUUUGAGGAGCCAACGACCAGAAGUAAUUGAAGGAUUUUGAUAUUCUUUUACUAGUUUGGUGACAAUUGCCCUCCUACAAGGUCUAUUCGCCAUUAGUAAAUUUCAACCAUGGCAGCCGGAACUGCCAGCUUUAGCAGCAAAAACUUGGACUCGAACCCGAUGGAAAUGAGUAAGGGAAUACAAAUUGAAGGAUACCCGAUUAAGGGCUUGUCCAUUGGAGGCCAUGAAACUUGCAUCAUUUUCCCAACACUCAAUUUGGCCUUUGAUAUUGGUCGCUGCCCUCAAAAGGCCAUAAGUCAGGACUCCUUCUUCAUCUCCCAUGGUCACAUGGAUCACAUUGGGGGACUUCCCUUGUACGUUGCUACCCGUGGAUUAUACAAAAUGGGACCACCAACAAUUAUUGUACCAAAAUCUAUAAAGAAUGAUGUAGAAAACCUUUUAGAGGUGCACAGAAGAUUGGAUCAAUCUGAGCUGAGAUGUAAUUUGAUUGGCUUGGAAGUGGGGGAAGAGUUGUCAUUGAGAAGGGACCUCAAAGUGAGGGUGUUUAGGACAUACCAUGUCAUUGACAGCCAGGGUUAUCUGCUUUACUCUGUAAAGCAAAAGCUUAAGAAAGAUUACCUGGGACUAUCUGGCAAUGAGAUCAAGAAACUCCGCUUAUCUGGUGUAGAGAUUACUUACACAAUUACCGAGCCUGAAGUGGCUUUUACAGGAGAUACCAUCGACUUUAUAGUUGAUGAAAAUAAUAUUGACGUAUUGAGGGCAAAGAUCCUAGUUAUGGAGAGCACAUUUCUUGAAAAUAGAGUUAAAGUGGAGCAUGCUAGAGAAUAUGGACACACUCACUUAUUUGAGAUAAUAAAUCAUGCGAAAAAGUUUAAGAACAAAGCGAUUCUUCUGAUUCACUUUUCAGCACGCUACACUACAGAGGAAAUUCAGGAAGCUAUAUCUACUUUACCUCCACCUUUGGCAGGCCGAGUUUCUGCACUAACCGAAGGUUUUUGACAAGGGGUGCCCUGUCCAAUACGAUUUUAUAUUCACAUAGUUAUUUAAAAGUGUUCUGGAACUCAUUUUGCUCACCUUUAUACUUGAACCUUCUUUUUUUGCUAGUUCUUGUAAUUUUGAGUGAUUUCAUUGCAGAAGUGGUGUGCUUUGAAUUGGGUCGUUUCUAUUUUUGUAAGGGAAAAUGCUAAAUCAAACUUUGCUACAUUAGAUGAUAUUGAUUGAAUUCGUGAGGUUUUAUAAGACUAGUUUUUUUAUAAGACUAUUUUUUUUAGUACAA